AUGUCCUGGGCCAUUCUUGAGAGUCUUGUGACCGGGGUCAACAAGUACUCCACAGCUAUCGGUCGUGUUUGGCUGUCGGUGGUGUUCAUCUUCCGUCUGCUUGUGCUGCUGGUGGCUGCAGAGAAGGUGUUUGGUGAUGAACAGAAGGACUUUGACUGUAACACAAGAGAACCAGGAUGUCUCAACGUCUGCUAUGAUUAUUUCUUCCCAGUGUCCCACUCUCGGCUGUGGGCUCUGCAACUCAUCUUCGCCACCUGCCCUUCGCUCAUGGUGCUCCUUCAUGUGGCAUACAGGGACGAUCGGGAACGGAAGCACCAGCUGAAAUACGGCGAGGGAUGUUCUCAUCUCUACGUCAACACCAGCAAGAAGCGCGGCGGGCUGUGGUGGACGUAUCUCUUCAGUUUGGUCUUCAAGAUUUCAGUAGAUGCUGUUUUUAUAUUCCUGGUGUAUUAUAUCUAUGAAGCUAACUUCUUUCCUUUGUUGGUGAAGUGCAAUGAAAAGCCCUGUCCUCAGGUGACGGAGUGCUUCAUCGCACGGCCUACGGAGAAACGCAUCUUUACGGUUUUCCUGGUGGUAACCAGCUUCUUGUGCAUCUUGCUGUCCUUGUCUGAGAUGUUGUAUCUCAUUCUGAAACGCUGCCAUGAGUGUGCCAAAUCACAUGGACGCAAACAGAAGCUCCAUCUGGCUGCCGUUGCUUCUUUGGCCUGCACGGAUAAUCGAGAUGAUAUCCAAGAGAAAACUUUAUUAGAGAAGUCUGCUGAACAUCCUGCUUCAGACAGUGCUCCUGAUUAUAAUAUCGCCAUUUCGUAAGAGCGGGACUUCCUCACUGGAGAAUGUUUGAGAGAUCGCUAAAAAUGUUACAAUGUGAUGGU
Messenger RNA from Triplophysa rosa, 872 nucleotides. Its product is annotated as gap junction beta-5 protein-like. The record is from RefSeq and is a predicted model, not a curated record. Gene Ontology annotation, biological process: cell communication. NCBI's taxonomy places the organism in Eukaryota, Metazoa, Chordata, Actinopteri, Cypriniformes, Nemacheilidae. The transcript has a single exon. The coding region runs from base 1 to 810 and encodes 269 amino acids. Gene Ontology annotation, cellular component: connexin complex.